UUAGAUUUCGAUUAUCAGUUGCAAUAAAUAAAUAUUUUCAGAACCUUUAAAGUUCACACUUACAGUUCACACUACAAUUUCCUUUACCAGUUACCUCUAUAAAUUCCCACCUUCAACUCCUACAACAACUCAACACACACAGAUUCUCUCUCUCUUUUCUUAAUUUCUCUCACAGUUUAUCUCAACCAUUUAACUUUCUUGUUGCCUCUUCUAAAAUAAACCAAAUAUGAACAAAAUAACAGCCCUGUUCUUCAUGUCUCUAUUCCUCUGCUGCAUGCUCACCCACUCUGCACGACCUGAACCAUCUUUUCAAAAGGAAUCUUUGGUAGUAACACAGCAUGAGGAUGUUGAGGCAGUUGAUACAAUCUGUGAAGGGAUUGAAGAGGAUGAAUGCUUGAUGAGGAGAACACUAAUUGCUCACACAGACUAUAUUUAUACACAGAAGCAUAACCCUUGAAACAAUCUUCACCCUUUCCUUGUUUUGGUGUCGUUCUUUACUUUGAUGUUUUGUGUAAUAUAUUUAUACUAUGUCUUUGGUAGUGAGUUUAUUGUAACAUACAAUUACUAGUAAGCAAACAAAAUCAAUUAUAAAUAGGGUAGAGUUAUUUACUUGAA
Messenger RNA from Lathyrus oleraceus (garden pea), 615 nucleotides. Its product is annotated as phytosulfokines 3. The record is from RefSeq and is a predicted model, not a curated record. The transcript is spliced from 2 exons. Gene Ontology annotation, cellular component: extracellular region. Gene Ontology annotation, molecular function: growth factor activity. Gene Ontology annotation, biological process: cell population proliferation. Bases 227 to 457 code for a protein of 76 amino acids. Lineage: Eukaryota; Viridiplantae; Streptophyta; Magnoliopsida; Fabales; Fabaceae.